AUGGAGAUUACAUGCCCGAAAUUUCCGGUUGAAGAAGAUCUUUCAUUCGUUGCUUCUCGGUACCCAGCAAUUGUCAAGUUGACCCAACUCAACUAUUUUCUUUUCUUUCCCAUGAUGUUCCCCACGACGAUCUCCGAAGUCUCAUUAAAGCAAUUAAAGCCUCAUAAAACUUGCAUGAAAGGGUGGAAGGGAACGCUAGCUGCGAGGGGAUCAAAUGACGAUAAACAUCUCGGCACGUUACAUCAAAUCGGAGCAAGAAUUGCAUCGACACAAGAGACAAAAAAAGCUCAUAAAUUAAGAUUAAAUGCCAGUAUACAAUAUCAAGUAUCGACCAUCGUGAUCCGAUUGCGUUGA
Molecule: messenger RNA, 354 nt
Organism: Clunio marinus
Lineage: Eukaryota; Metazoa; Arthropoda; Insecta; Diptera; Chironomidae
Source: the annotation of a GenBank genome assembly